ACGUCAUCGAUCACUGUCUUCCAUCUCACUCUUGUUGACCUUCCUCACCAUUUCUUCAAAUCCUUCUCAACUUCAUAAAGAUUUCAAAGAUAUCUCCCAGAAAAUCAUAAUAAUCUAUCAAUAUGCAGUCUGUGAAAGCUGUCGGUGCCGCUAUUGGAUCGAAGGUGGGUAAGGCCGCUAUCACCAUGAAACAUGACGACGAUGUAGUGAUCUGCUCAGCAGUGAGGACUCCAAUCACUCGAGCCAAGAAAGGUGGCUUCAAGGACAGCUGUCCCGAAGACCUCUUGAGCGCGGUAUUGUCCGCUGUAGCCGAACGUGCGCGUCUACCUGACAAAGCAUUAGUCGAAGACAUUGCGGUCGGAAAUGUUUUGGCCGCCGGUGGAGCAGCCACAGUGUCUAGAAUGGCUUGCUUACAUGCUGGUUAUCCAAGCUCUACCGCCUUGAACACAGUUAACCGACAAUGCUCCAGUGGAUUGGCUAGUAUUACACAAAUUGCCAACGAAAUCACAACCGGUCAAAUUGACAUGGGCAUCGCUGCCGGUGUGGAGAGUAUGACGAUGGGCUAUGGUGCAGGUGCUAUGCCAGAAAAGAUGUCUGACAAAGUUACCGCUGUACCUGAAGCCGCGGAUUGUCUUCUACCCAUGGGAAUCACCAGCGAGAAUGUAGCUACCGAGUUUGGUAUCUCACGGAAUGAGCAAGACGAGUUUGCCGCUAAAUCGUUUGCGAAAGCAUUAGCCGCUCAACGAGCUGGCAAAUUCAAGGAUGAAAUCGUCCCGGUGCAGGCUGUUUGGACAGACCCAAAGUCUGGCGAUGAGAAAAAUAUCGUCGUGUCUGAAGACGAUGGGAUUCGUGACGGUGUGACCGCUGAAUCACUUGGAAAACUCAAACCAGUUUUCAGCAAGACUGGAUCGACCCAUGCUGGAAACGCGUCUCAAGUUUCGGAUGGUGCUGCUGCUGUCCUGUUGGUCCGUCGCUCGGUUGCCAAAAAAUUAGGCCUACCCAUCUUGGGUAAAUUUUACACGUCAGUUGUCGUGGGUGUACCACCCCGAAUCAUGGGUAUCGGUCCUCUCUAUGCUGUCAACAAGCUUUUGGAGAAGUGUGGGAUUCGUAAAGAAGAAGUUGACUUCUAUGAGAUCAAUGAAGCCUUUGCAUCACAGGCUGUAUACUCUGUCAAAGGUUUAGGAAUUCCUUUCGAAAAGGUGAACCCUGUGGGGGGUGCCAUUGCUUUUGGGCAUCCAUUGGGAGCCACCGGAGCCCGACAAGUUGCCACCGCAAUGUCUGAAGCCAAGCGAUCCCGCGCGAGUAUCUUUGUGACCAGUAUGUGCAUCGGCACUGGAAUGGGAAUGGCCGGUCUUUUUGUGAAUGAGCAAGCAUGAGUCAAUCAAAUGGGCAACUUCUUAUCGUGUACGUCUUUGUGGACAUGUAGGCAUAUGUAUUUGUCUGUUUGGUACAGCCAUUUUUGUUUUCGUUUGUAACAAUCUACUUUCACAGUAUCAUGCAUCCUGUCUGCACCACCCAUAGAAGCGAGGAUUGCAAUGCUUAGAUUUAAUGAG
Messenger RNA from Melampsora larici-populina 98AG31, 1553 nucleotides. RefSeq lists its product as uncharacterized. Gene Ontology annotation, cellular component: peroxisome. Bases 123 to 1376 code for a protein of 417 amino acids. The transcript is spliced from 7 exons. The record is from RefSeq and is a predicted model, not a curated record. Lineage: Eukaryota; Fungi; Basidiomycota; Pucciniomycetes; Pucciniales; Melampsoraceae. Gene Ontology annotation, biological process: fatty acid beta-oxidation; phenylacetate catabolic process. Gene Ontology annotation, molecular function: acetyl-CoA C-acyltransferase activity.